CUCCGGCUUCCUGUUUGGGAAAGAAAGCUCGGUGAGAAGGAGUGAUGGCGACGUUGGGGUUUCAGACCCCUCGCAGCGGGAGGAGUGGGAUGGGUGCGAGCGAGAACAUCGUGUCCAGGAUACGGCACGGCCAGAUCACCGGCCGGGGCAUGAGCAGGGGGACGCAGAUCCCAGAAGCUCUGCUCCAAGAGAGGGACAAGCGAGCCAGAUGGGUUGGGAUCCCGGUCUUGCUGCAGAAGCUGUACAAGAGCAGUCACCCCAACAGCGACCUCUCACAGAUCCAUGGAGUAGUAAAGGAGCUGUCAUCGCUGCUCUCUAUGGAGGCCAUGACGUUUGUGACGGAGGACAGGAAGAACACGCAGGAGCUGGCCUCGCCCAACACGUACACCUUCGACCUCUUCGGCGGCGUCGAUCUGUUGGUGGAUAUUUUGAUGAGGCCGACUCUAACGGCACAGAAGAAGAAACCCAGUAUGAGCGACGACCUGGUCAAGGACUGUCUCAGCGUUCUCUAUAAUUGCUGCAUUUGUACGGAAGGGGUCACUAAAAGCCUUGCAUCAAGGAACGACUUUGUGCUCUAUCUCUUCACGCUGAUGACAAAUAAGAAGACAUUUCUACAGACGGCCACCCUGAUCGAGGACAUCCUUGGAGUCAAAAAGGAGAUGAUCCAGCUGGAGGACAUUCCUGAUUUGCCCAGUCUGGUCCAGAGCUUUGACCAGCAGCAGCUCGCCAACUUCUGCCGCAUUUUGUCCAUCACUAUAUCGGAGCCUGACCUCGGGAACGAUGACAAACACACCCUUCUCGUGAAGAACACCCAGCAGAAGAACAUGAGCCCAUCCCGUGCUGAGGUCAACCAAGUCGCUCUGCUCAACAUCCCGGGCUUUAUCGAGCGGUUAUGCAAGCUGGCCACAAGGAAAGUGUCGGAGGCCACCGGCGCUUCCAACUUCCUGCAAGAGCUGGAGGACUGGUAUGCCUGGCUAGACAAUGCCCUGGUCUUGGAUGCACUCAUGCAGAUGACUACAGAGGAGCACAGCAGCACAGAGUCCUCGGAUGAGAGCACCUUGGCCACUAGUCCCCUUAGACACCGGCUGCCACAGUCCAUGAAGAUCGUGCACGAGAUCAUGUACAAGGUGGAGGUGCUGUAUGUGCUCUGCGUGCUCCUCAUGGGGCGCCAGAGGACACAGGUCCACAAGAUGUUAGCAGAGUUCCGGCUGAUCCCCGGACUGAACAAUCUCUUCGAUAAGCUCAUCUGGAGGAAGCAGACGUCCAACCGUGUUCUACACGGACAGAACCAGAACUGUGACUGUAGCCCAGAAAUAUCCUUCAAAAUCCAGUUCUUGCGACUGCUUCAAAGCUUCAGUGACCAUCACGAAAACAAGUACUUGCUUCUAAACAGCCAGGAGCUGAAUGAGUUAAGUGCCAUCUGUCAAAAAGCCAAUAUCCCAGAAGUAGAAGCUUUGGCCAACACAGACAGGAGCCUCGUGUGUGAUGGUAAGAAGGGUCUCCUAACACGACUACUCGGAGUCAUGAAAAAGGAACCCCCAGAUUCUUCUUUCAGGUUCUGGCAGGCAAGGGCGGUAGAAAGCUUUCUCCGAGGUGCUACCUCCUACGCCGACCAGAUCUUCCUGCUUAAGAGGGGCUUAUUGGAGCACAUCUUGUUCUGCAUCAUCGACAGUGGAUGUAAAUCCAGAGAUGUGCUGCAGAGCUACUUCGACUUGCUGGGGGAGCUGAUGAAAUUCAACAUUGACGCAUUCAAGAGAUUCAACAAAUACGUCAACACGGAGGAGAAGUUUCAGAUAUUCCUCAAUCAGAUCAACAGUUCAUUGGUGGACUCCAACAUGCUGGUGCGAUGCAUCGUCCUAUCGCUAGAUCGAUUUGAAAGCCAAACAGAUGAUGUCAAAGUGGUGGAAGUGCUCUCUGAGUGCUGUCUGCUAUCAUACAUGUCGCACGUGGAGAACAGGCUGUCCCUCCUCUUCAGGCUCGUUAACAUCAUCAAUGUGCAGACACUCACGCAGGAGAACGUGAGCUGUCUCAACACCAGCCUGGUGGUGCUCAUGCUGGCCCGGAGGAGAGGCAAGCUCUCCUUCUACCUGAAUGCCCUGCGGGAGAAGGAGUACAGCGAGAGGUACCCAGGCUGCCUGCUCAACAACUUCCACCAGCUGCUGCGCUUCUGGCAGUGCCACUACCUCAACAAGGACAAGGACAGCACCUGUCUGGAGAACAGCUCCUGCAUCCCAUUCAGCUACUGGAAGGAGACCGUUUCAGUGCUGCUAAGUCCGGACCGGACUUCGCCAUGUGCCAUAUCCCGUUAUAUCGACGAGGUCUACAUGGAUCUAGACACGGACUUCCUGGAAGAUUGACACCAGCCUCAGUGGGAUGCACGAGAGGGGGAGAGGGAUGAGGGACGGUCCUCUUCCUUGGCCCUGCCCUCAGUAAACUCGACACCGUCAGGAAGUUCUCCAGAGAGCCAAUCCCGGAAGGACACCAUUCAGGAGUGGCACACAUGCAUGUGUGUGGGCUAACGUUGGGUUAGCCCACCGCUACCUGGCGUCUGGGGCGACUCGCUGGAGGGACCUGACCCGAAGGACGGAGAUUAUUGGUGUAAUAAAUCAGGGACAAGCAAUUCUUUUACGUUGGGGGGGGUGGGUUGGGUUGCUUUAGUUCAUGUAAGCAGCGCGUGUAUAUGUAAGGUUUUGCAGCUAAUGUAGAUAUCUCACGAGGGAAAAAAAGAUCAAAUGUGGAGAUGUGGCCCAUUGUUGGGAUCUGGGGUGGGGUGAAUGACCCUAGGAAGAGGCGUCAAAAAUGAGUUGACUGAAAUUCUCUAUUAGGUGGGUUAUGUCCAAAAAUAAAAGUGCUCUGCAGUGAUAUGACCAAAAAGCACAUGGCUUUGUUCGCUCCUAUAAUGGACGCUGUGCGAAAUCUGCAUCGCUUCUCCCCUUCACCGCACCCUCUCUCCGGUACUCGGGAGAAGCGGAAGCCUUAUCCAGGUUUGCCGUCUCCCCGAGGCGGGGGCCCAGACCCCCACCCAGGGAUCGAUCUCAGCCCGUCCCCUGUGACACGCAUCCGCAGGUCGUCCAUGAGAGAGUUCACGUUCGGUCCUGGGCCUUGCAGCCCCGCCCAAGUCAUACUGUUGCCUUCAACGGUUUUAUUUUAGUCGUAUCCAAACCGACUUUUUUUUAUUUUUUUCCUUCUCGCUAACUUGAAAAUUUGCGCAGUGUGGCAUUUGCAGUUGUGAUCUUUAUUAAUGGUGGUGAUUUAUGGUCAUAUUUGAAUCUGUAGAGUGUAGUUAGUGUGAGUCAAAGCUAUGCAGUUUUUCCUGCCUUUUAUUUCUGAAUGGGGCCCCUGUUCCCGGCCCUUAGCCACUGCCGGGGAUUCGAUUUUCUUUCUUCCCCUACAGAUCUUCCUUUUUCUUUUUUGGUUUUUUCCUUUUCUCCUAAAAUACCAGGUCACCGCCCUGCUAGCCGGCUGCUGUAAGUCAGUGCGACUGUGUCGCCCGUCAUAAGUUAGGGUGAACUGCCACUUAGCAGUGAACUCUGCCAUUCUGCUUGCCCCAUCUGCUGGGGUCUGCAUAAAAAUACUAAAUUAUUUAACAGUUUCAUUAUCACAUCUACAUUUUUUUUUAUAUAACUGACUUUGCACUAUAUCAACUAAAACAUGCAUGUCUUUCCAUUACAUUUAACCCAAAUCUGAAGUUCUUCAGGUUGCUGUCAUUGAUUUUUAAUUUAAUUUCUAUUUUUUUACUCCUGCGGUCAGUGAUCUUGUACCACAUGAAUUUACUCAGUUCUCCAGAGUUUGCGCUUAAUCAGAUCAGACUGCAUUUGCUAGGCGUUACCAUGGGAUUUUCACUAUCCUAAGACUGAAAUCUAUCUGCCCUGUAAAAUUCUGUCUAAUUUAAUAUCGACUGUUGUAAACCAACAUCUUGUCUGGAUGUGAGAAUGAACUUUUUAUUCAUAUUGCAUAAAACAUGAAUUUUAUCUGGUGCUGGACCAGUGAACGUAAUUUGUAUAGAUUUGGUCUGGGGGGGUGGGGGGGUGGGCAGCGUGUUUUGUGCAAACAUUCUUAAAUCUGAAUUGCGCAUUUCAGAAUGUGUGAUGCAGAUGGAAUUCCAUCAUGUUCUCAGACGUAUGGUUUUUAAUUCUAUAGAUUUUUUUUUUUUUUUGUGAGAAUAUGCAGUGUUUUUGGUGACUAAGAAAUCAAUUUUGAUGUUGCAUUGCAUUUUGGGAAUGUUGAUUUAAAAGUAACCAAUUUAAUGAAAUGUAUGUCAUACGGCAGGCAGGCUUUAGUGAUUAAAAUAGUACUGCGAUCCAGUGUCAUUUAUACAUACCCAUAGCAGCUGAAUAGCGAUUUGUCAAUACAAUUGAUUAUUCUCCCCUUUAUCCAUUAGUAUACGGUAGUUUGUAGAAUUAUUUCAGUAAUCACUGGGAUUGGUUUUCUUUUGUAGCUUGUAGAUCAUAACUUUUUGUGAAGUCAUGUGCGCCACAGGGGAAGGAAAUAACUCGUCUUGCGUGUAAAGUUUCCAGCUGUGUAGAUGGGUUUUUUUUUCCGUGCGUGAACGAGAGAAAGUGAUGGAUGUUAUACCUUAUGGGCCUCUGGUCUGUACCCUGUUAUCUGCGCAACAGCGCCACCUACUGCUUCCCGUUCCAGCAGCGCGCCUGUGUGUCUCAUCCAGUUGUGCAAGUUUCCAGAUUUUCAUUUCACUAAUAUUGUUUGUAAACAUAAAUAAAUUAUCAGAACUUUAUCUCCUAA
Brienomyrus brachyistius is the source of this 4743-nucleotide messenger RNA. RefSeq names its product short transient receptor potential channel 4-associated protein-like. The record is from RefSeq and is a predicted model, not a curated record. Gene Ontology annotation, biological process: ubiquitin-dependent protein catabolic process. Gene Ontology annotation, cellular component: Cul4A-RING E3 ubiquitin ligase complex. The transcript is spliced from 19 exons. Gene Ontology annotation, molecular function: phosphatase binding. NCBI's taxonomy places the organism in Eukaryota, Metazoa, Chordata, Actinopteri, Osteoglossiformes, Mormyridae. Bases 45 to 2357 code for a protein of 770 amino acids.